GCUCUUUUCUUGUGCGCCUCACAUUCGGUGCUGCUGCCUGCGACGCGCUGAGUGCGGAGCGACGAGACGCGUUGCAUACCAACAGAGACAUACGGAGCAGGCAGUUUUUUUUCUGGUCAGGACGCACGGACCCCAUCCCCAAAAUAACACAUCUAUGCCAAGUCACACUUUACAUGCUACCUUUACUUCACCUGCGUUUGCAAAAAAUAUUUAUGCCGCUCUCCAAGGUGCUGUGAGCCAAACUAAGUGUCUGGGAUAUUUGUUUUUUUCCCCCUUCCUGCUGUAAUAUUUUGUUUUGCUUGAGAGAUUCUGCACCGGAGAAGAUCAAGCAGCCCUGCCUGUCUCUCUCUCCGACGGGAGUCACCAUAAGGAAAAAGUCAAGACAGAUGUUUUCAUCCACUCACAUGUAGAAGCGUUGGACUACUGCUGAUCACAAUCUGGGUCGUUUUUUUUCUUCGUCUUCUUUUCUAAUAAACAGAUUCACCGCAGCGGUGCGUUAAGGGAGGAAUACAGAGGCAUUUGGCUGCAAAAACAAGCAGAAAAUCAAUCACAACUCCAUCAUGGGCUGCCCCCUCUUGCGGAACGCGUUUGCUGGUCUGGUACUGGUUCUGCUGUCGAAAGGGUCCUGUGUGCACGGAGCAGAAUUCGGACACCUGCCGGACAACAUUACAGUGUUGGAAGGCGAAAGCGUCACUUUGAGGUGUCGGAUUGACGAGGAGGUGACCCACAAGGCUUGGCUGAACCGCUCGAAUAUCCUCUUCACGGGGACAGAUAAGUGGUCGCUGGACAAGCGUGUGACACUGGUCAACAGCAACAACAGCGACUUCUCCAUCCACAUCGACAAAGUGCAAAUAGCCGACGAAGGGCCCUACACCUGCACCUUCCAGGCCAAUAACAAGCCGCGCAUUGCCCAUGUCUACCUCAUCGUCCAAGUGCCGGCCAGAAUCGUCAACAUCUCAAAAAACGUCUCCGUGAACGAAGGAGAGAAUGUAAACCUCUACUGUCUGGCAGUCGGCCGGCCUGAGCCCACUGUCACCUGGAAAGACCAGAAAUAUGGGCUGGUGAGUGAGGGGGAGUUCCUAGACAUCACGGAGAUCAAGAGACAACAGGCCGAGGACUACGAAUGCAUCACCAACAAUGGCGUGGCUCCGCCCGACCAGCGCAAGGUCAAAGUCACAGUCAAUUAUCCUCCCAUGAUCACAGACAUGAAGAACAUGCCAGCGCAUUUGGGGAAGACAGCCAUCAUGCGUUGUGAAGCCAUGGCAGUCCCACCAGCCUCCUUUGAGUGGUACAGAGAUGACCAUAGACUGGUAGAGAGUGACAACACCCUAAGGAUCAAAAACGAGAAGACGCGUUCUCUGUUACUGUUCACCAAUGUGACAGAGAAACAUUUUGGCAACUACACUUGCUUUGCCUCGAACCGUCUGGGGGCUUCCAACGCCAGUAUGCUGCUGUUUCGACCGGGGGCUCUACAGGGGCGAGGGAGCGGUUUACAUGCAGGGAUGAGCGUCAGCAUGUGUGCUUGGGUUUCCCUCUCCGCCGUCCUCCUGCUGAAGGUGUAACGAUCAAACUCCACCUGGGAAUUGUCCUUAAUCGUCCCUGAAAGCCCCCCCACCCGCCUCUACCCUCGCCCAUCCGCGCCCCCCCCCCCCCCCCCCACGGAAGGAAAAAAAAAACGGAAAUGAAAUUCUUUAAUUACGAACCCAUCACUGUGAACAAAAAGAAUAUGCAUUAUGCCAGGAGCCAUUGAAUCAUUGCAUUAAACACACGACUGCCCCCCACACCUGCCCCCACCCUAAAACCCCAGCACCCUCAAUUCAAUUUUGAGGUCAACUCACUGUCAUUACUUUUUCUUAUUUUUCUCUCUCUCGCUCACACACAGCCUGUCUCUCUCUCUUUUUUUUUUUUGUCUCCCACAAUGCCUUGCAGAUCUGUCUGACUUGGUACUUUCCCCCCUCUCCCCUUUGUUUUCCCCCAUUAUUACCACUGGACUGAUGUUAAUACAGAGUGUAUAUUAAUGCUAAUUGUCUCGGUGAUCAGUGAGAAAAUAGAUAAUCUAACAAGUGGAUGAUCAUUCAUGUAAUAUACUGCAUAGACUGCUGACUGACCUACAAUGUUUGCCUUAUGGAAAUUAUACAUAAAAUCACAUUAUUGUGGUGGAUAUUUAUGGAAAUGAUAGUUACAAUGUGGUACUGGUGGUCAUGUCACCUUUUGAAAAUUCGUCCAAUCGGUGGCCGUGUCUGGUGCCACCGUUCGAUCACACACACAUCAACACACACACACAUGUACACGUGUAUGGCUUUUUGAUUUUACCUGUGUAGCAGUGAAGCUGCUAUGAAUGAUGUCAAAAUGUAUAAAAGAAAAAAAAAGGGUGGGUGGUGACGGCAUCAGUCUUAACUACCCCUUUAUGUAAUUUGGGGGGUUUAUACUAAGGUUUCGCAUGUAGACUCCCUCACUACCCAAACCUUUUUAGCCAAUCCCCUUUGCCCCUCUGUUCAACGUGCUCUGUCUAGUCGCCCCUGGCAUCGCUAUAGUGUUCUCUGCUCUGUGUCACCCCACCCCCCUCUCCAACGCCACCGCUCCUCGCCCCUUCCUCCCCCAGUGUAAAUAUAUGCAGUACGGAGGCCACGCCGGUGACUUCUGGUUGCCUCGCACCGAACAACAUCUCACAUAAAGCCUCGACUUCGCUCCAGUCUUCUGAAGCAGCAAGAGACUGUCCACUGACAACGAUAUCUUCUGUUUCAAAGCUGCGGCUCCAUCCUCUUUGUCGCUUGUUGAUAGCAUGUACUGGUUAGAGAUGUUCCUGUUGUGAGUUCAUACCUCCCGCCACACUCUUCUCCUUUCUCCUCCCUCCCUCCCUCCCUCCCUGCACUGUGUCUGUUUUACCCUGCAAGGUUACCUGCUUUUACUUUUUUGGUGUUAAUAAUACUACCGAUGAUGAUGACGAUGAUGAUGAUGACAAUGAUGUUAAUAAGUAUUUGAAUAACUAUGAAUAGUAAUUCCAUGUGAGAGGAAAAAAAAAGAACAAAAUCCGAUGGUUAAGAGCCGUGCGUGGGGGGAAAAUAGUUUUUUGUACUUUACUCACACACAUUGAAUGACGACAAUGACAAAAAAACAAACAAAACAAACAAAAAAAAGGUGUAAAGUUUUCGAAGUGAUGUGCUCUAUUUUGCCAUGACAAGCUUUUUAAAAACACAUUUGAAACAGUCCGAGGGAUCAUUUCAUCCAAUUCCUGGAAGCGGAGAAAUGGAUGAUGUAAUUUAUAAUUUGUAACAGUUUAUGUAUUUGACUUUUUUGUCACGCUGUUAACUGCAUCACACACAUUUACAGCACAUUUGUCCACUUGUCAUAGUGUGUCUUUCUCUCGACCAGCUAGAUAAAUGAUUUGGAUCCAUGUCAGUCUCCGGUCGUGGCUGUAAGUCAGUUCUUGUUCUGCCAGACUGCAGGGAGAUAAAGAUGUAAUUAGCCAUUACCUGUGGCUUGGCUAAGUGAAGGAGCCCGGGCUCCACCUGUCCUUCCUGCCGCCCAGUUAUGGCCCCCAUAAAUCAAGCUCAAUCCUGCCACUGACAGGAAUCCUCUUCAAGGACAACCUCGCCUCGGUGCACCAGUACUCCCUCCAAAUGUGUACCUGUGACAUGCAGGCAUGGGCACUACAAAACCCCCCAUGGCACAAUUAUCCAGUCCCUUUCCCCCACACAGCACAAACAGUGGGAGGCAAGCCCGUACUUUACUACCGUGGCACUCGUUUCUCCUCUAAAACACUGUUCCACUCACAUGCAGCAACUAUAUGCAAAUUUGCCAUAACGAGCCUGCAUGGAGAGAUGAGUUUACCCCAGCUGCACCCUGACUACUGCGACCUGAAUGGGGAAUUACUCAAUAUUCAAUCAGAUGUCUGAAUGUGUUUUUUUGUUUGUUUCGAACCAGCAAUAACCCCUUCUUCUACUGUGCAAGAGAUAUCAGUCAUGGUUAAAGCUGUGGUGUAAAUUUAAAAAAAUCUACCAUUAACAAGGUAUAUCAAAUACGUCUGUUGUUGUACUUUUAUUGUGUACAGUACUCUGAAAUGAUUGUGAAGCUCUGUUUAAAUGGCCCUUAAUCUAAGACACUACAUGUUGUACUCAAGAAGUCUUGCCCUCUGCAAUGUAUUUGGAUCGUCCGUAUGACAGAACUCACGUUGUGCAUGCGUCUUGUUGCUCCGAAAACGACGAUGGAUUCCAUUUCAAGCACAAGAGCAGGUCGCUUGGUCAGUGCUUCUUUUCUUCUGUCUCAGAUAACUUUUCAUCCUCUGACUAUUUCUGUCUUUUAUGCCAUUUUUUUCCCUUUUCUGUUUGUCACUCACAUACUGUUCUAUGUCGGCGUCCCACUGGGUUUUUCAGUGGCAUAUAACAUCUGUAUGUACAUAAUCUGUCCUUGAUGAAGAAAAAAAUAUCAAAAAAACAGAAGAUAAAAACAAAAAAUACAGACAAAAAAAAAAUAACAUACUGUCAUGUUUCUCGGUGUGGGUUUGAAAACAGCACGUCAGUAUUCGUGUGUGGGUGGAUUUUGAAAAAAAAAAAAACAACAAA
This is a messenger RNA of Acanthochromis polyacanthus (spiny chromis), 4562 nucleotides long. RefSeq names its product IgLON family member 5 (gene iglon5). The record is from RefSeq and is a predicted model, not a curated record. Gene Ontology annotation, cellular component: neuron projection. Bases 561 to 1562 code for a protein of 333 amino acids. The transcript is spliced from 8 exons. Lineage: Eukaryota; Metazoa; Chordata; Actinopteri; Pomacentridae.